AGCCAUAAGCAAAAAUCCACCCCUUUCUUCCCCUCCCAACCUUUGUAGGGAAGGAGGGAAAAAAAAGAAAGAAAAAACCUAGAGCUAUCAGCCGUCAGCAGCUCAGUCCGAUCCUGCAUGUGUGGAGCCCCAGAGCCAUGUUCUAAGUGUAACCCGGCUGCAACAACAUAAACAUACCAGUGGGCCCAAGACAGGACGCAGCGCUAAGCACACAGGAUACAGGAUACCAACCAUAGCAGAGAGGACCAAGGCACUGGGUGACAGCAUGCAACCAGCGCACACAAAGUCCAGAGAACCUCAAGCAUCUGCCAUAGCGCAGUAACAGCUAUCGCUACACAUCUGCGUUCUUCUCAUCCCUUGUCAGAGGUCAGUGUUUCUCAUUCCCCAAAGAGGAGUGCUCCAGAAGCACAAGGUGUAACCAUGAGACAAGUGACAUGGAGCCUGUGUGCAAUACUGUGUCUUUCUAUCUGGGAUGUAGGAACCUGCCAGUCUGGGAAACCAGUACCUCGUAAACGGAGGGCAUCUGAUGAGGAUGGCAAAAAAUGCUCCUACACCUUCCUCAUCCCUCAGCAGAAAAUAACCGGACCGAUUUGCGCCAGUUCGACCGGCCCAGAGCCCGACAAGGACCGGGUAACACGUAUGGACAUUGCGGAUGUGCGCGAAGUGCUGUCCAAGCAGCGACGUGAGAUUGAGACCCUGCAGCUGGUGGUGGAUGUGGAUGGCAACCUGGUGAACGAGAUGAAACUGCUGCGCAAAGAGAGCCGCAAUAUGAACUCGCGAGUUACGCAGCUUUACAUGCAGCUGCUGCACGAAAUCAUCCGAAAGCGUGAUAACUCACUGGAACUGGCACAACUGGAGAACCGUGUGCUUAAUGUCACAGCAGAGAUGCUGCGCCUGGCUGCACGUUACAAGGACCUAGAGUCACGCUACUCAGCAAUGGCCAGCCUGGUUAAUAACCAGUCAGUACUCAUCAAUGCACUGGAGGAGCAGUGCAUGCGCACCUACAGUCGCCACGAGCCACCUGUAGUACCACCUCUAGUGCAGGUGGUGCCAGAGAACCUUCCAGUCAACAACCACUUCACCAAUGAGAUCCAGAGGAAUCACAAUCGUGCCUUCCCACGUGGCUCCCGAAAGGACUCCUCCCCCACUGAAGGCCCCUUUGGGUUCCCCCUUCCACCACAGGUCAACUACAGCUCUGAAGGACCAUUUCGGGACUGUUACCAGGUACGGCAAGCAGGACACACCUCCAGUGGGAUAUACCUACUGAAGCCAGAUGGCAGUGACCGCCUGAUUCAAGCAUGGUGUGAGCAUGGUCUGGACAACGGUGGUUGGACAGUCUUCCAAAGGAGAAAGGACGGCUCUGUCAAUUUCUUUAGGAACUGGGAGAACUAUAAGAAAGGAUUUGGCAACAUUGAUAGUGAGUAUUGGCUGGGUUUGGAGAACAUCUACAACUUGGGAAAGCAACGGGACUACCGCCUACUGGUAGAGCUGGAAGACUGGGUGGGGAAGAAGGUCUACGCCGAGUACAGCAGUUUCCACCUGGAGCCUGAGAACGAGUUCUAUAAGUUGCGCCUAGGCACCUACCAAGGCAAUGCUGGUGACUCUCUCACCAGUCACAAUGGAAAGCAAUUUACUACGCUAGACCGUGACAAGGAUGCCUUCUCAGGAAACUGUGCACACUUUCACAAAGGAGGGUGGUGGUACAAUGCUUGUGGCCAAACAAAUCUGAAUGGAGUGUGGUAUUCAGGAGGAGUGUACCGCAGCAAAUUCCAGGACGGAAUCUUCUGGGCAGACUAUGGGGGUGGCUUCUACUCCCUGAAGUCAGUACGCAUGAUGAUCCGGCCCAUUGACUGAGAAGAGAUCGACUCUCAAGGCCCUGACUUCACCCCAGCCUCAUCUCCAUCUCUCAACCAAUGGGAUACCGGUUACCACCUUCCAUCUCACUGUUACAUCACACUCUGCAAACGUACUUUGUUAAUGGCAAACAAUGUACCCAACUACCUAUCUGAUGUGCAGAGGACUGUGAAGAAUGAAGGUGGAAGGAAGAUACAUUCCCAAAGUCAAAAGAGAUUAAGCACCUCUAGCCAUAAGUGGAAAGGCAAGAUUAGAGAACCUCUACAAGGCAACAGCUGUCUCAAAAUAGGCAGCUGCUACUGCUCAGUUUCUUUUGGAAACACAAACCUUUAAUAUACAGUACAGAUGGAAAGCAUGGGGAAGGCAGGCUGGCCUGGGUAUUGGUUUAAUUUAGAUGAUUUGGUCAAACAGAAAAAAGGAAAAAAGGCAAAUUAUAAAAAGUCUCUGCUGGGAUCAUCUUAACUUGCAUUGGUAUGUAAAUAUAUUUGGCCUUUUUGUAAAAGAUAAUUUAAAUGGCCAAACUGCUUAUUCUGAAUGUUUUCUUUGCAAGCCUGUCACCCUCUCUUAUUUAUCAGUUUAUUUAUAAUUGAUAUUUAGUCUUGCCCUUAUUUAUCCUUGUGAAGAUGUAAAGUCUGUAUAUGCUGAUUGCCAUCAAACUCCUUUGCCCCUCAGCCAACUGUGGAGGAGUAUACUUUACACACAAAGUCGAUCGGGGAUGGUAUUUCCUUUGCAGCUCAGCAGUCUCCUUCACUCACACUUUGUACAAAAUAAAACUUCAAUAUCCCCUU
Molecule: messenger RNA, 2642 nt
Organism: Scleropages formosus (Asian bonytongue)
Lineage: Eukaryota; Metazoa; Chordata; Actinopteri; Osteoglossiformes; Osteoglossidae
Product: angiopoietin-related protein 1-like
Exons: 5
Coding region: 421-1854 (477 amino acids)
Biological process (GO): platelet aggregation; blood coagulation; fibrinolysis
Cellular component (GO): fibrinogen complex
Molecular function (GO): extracellular matrix structural constituent; protein-macromolecule adaptor activity
Source: RefSeq, a predicted model, not a curated record